Fonsecaea multimorphosa CBS 102226 is the source of this 1734-nucleotide messenger RNA. RefSeq lists its product as uncharacterized. The coding region runs from base 1 to 1734 and encodes 577 amino acids. Lineage: Eukaryota; Fungi; Ascomycota; Eurotiomycetes; Chaetothyriales; Herpotrichiellaceae. The record is from RefSeq and is a predicted model, not a curated record. Gene Ontology annotation, molecular function: flavin adenine dinucleotide binding; N,N-dimethylaniline monooxygenase activity; NADP binding. The transcript is spliced from 3 exons.
AUGGGAGAAACAACGUCCAACGGGGACGUCAACACACAGGACGUGCUGGAGACAGUGAAUACCUAUGCGAAAGAGGUACCGAAGCAGGAUGCGACAGGAUACGAAAUUCCUGACAGCUAUCUGGGUCAAUUGCGGCCCGUGAAGAUUCUCAUCAUUGGAUUUGGUGCUGCAGCCAUCAACAUUGCACAUGUUCUGGGACAGAAUAAGCAGAACAAUGUUGUCGUCCAAUGCUAUGAGAAAAAUCCAGAGGUUGGAGGCACUUGGUAUGAGAAUCGGUAUCCUGGUUGUGCAUGCGACAUUCCAGCAGUAAAUUACCAAUUUUCAUGGCACCCGAAGCCAGAUUGGACCUCAUAUUAUGCAACUUCCCAAGAAAUCCUGGGUUACUUCAAAGAAAUUGUCGCCGCCCAUAAUCUCGAGGGCUAUGUCAAAUUGAACCAUAAGGUCUCUGGAGCAUGGUGGGACGAGGAAAGAGGCAAAUGGCGCAUCAGGGUCGAAUCGGCUAACGACCCCACGACCACCUUCGAGGAUGAAGGAGACAUCUUAAUCAACGCAACCGGAGUCUUGAAUAACUGGAAGUGGCCCCAGGUUCCUGGUGUCGAAAAGUUCAAAACAAAGGUUCACAGUGCGAAUUGGGAUGAGGGCAUCGAUUUGGAGGACAAGGUUGUCGGAAUCAUUGGAAACGGCAGUAGUGCUGUUCAGAUCAUACCGGCGAUCUUCCCAAAAGUGAAAAAGAUCAAAUCUUUCAUGAGAUCGUCAACUUGGAUCACUGCUGGCUUUGCACAAAAGUAUGCUGGCGAGGACGGGGCCAAUUUCAAUUAUACCGAAGAACAAAAAAAGCUAUUCCGCGAGGAUCCCGCCGAAUAUCUCAAAUAUCGAAAGCUUGUCGAGGAAGAAUUGAACCAGAGGUUCAAGUUCAUUAUCAAUGGAACGCCGGAGCAGAAAGAAGCACUCGAUUUUGCAAGAAUGGAGAUGUCGAGGAAGCUCAACGGCAGGAGUGAUCUAAUCGCCAAAAUGAUGCCGACAAAUUACGCCGUCGGUUGUCGAAGACCAACUCCCGGAAAUGGCUACCUGGAAUGCAUCACUGACGAGAACAAAUGUAUCGUCAAUUUCGAAGGCAUUCAGGAGAUCACUUCGACAGGCCUCAUCACGCGCGACGGUCAACACCAUGACUUUGAUGUUCUCGUCUGUGCCACAGGAUUCGACGUGAGCUUCAAGCCUAAUUAUCCAGUUGUCGGCAAGAACGGGCUUGACUUAGCACAAGCUUGGGCAAAGCAACCUAAUACCUAUCUCAGCGCCACUGUCCCACAAUUCCCUAAUUAUUUCAUGAUCAACGGCCCUUUUGGACCAUACGGUCAUGGGUCGAUCUUGCCUGUUAUCGAAAUCAUCACCAGGUACCUGGAAAAAUUCAUCACAAAACUUCAGCGCGAGAAUAUCAAAGCAUUCUACCCUAAACAAGCGGCAGUCGAAGACUUUAAGCAACACCGAGAGUUGUUCCUCCUACGUACCGCGUGGAGCUCCCCGUGUCGGUCCUGGUUCAAAGGAGGCACAGUCGACGGACCAAUCAUGAUGUGGCCCGGCAGUCGAUUACACUUUUUCGAGGCUCUCGCAGAGCCCAGGUAUGAGGACUACGAGUGGGAGUAUCUUAGUAAGAACAGAUUCUCGUACUUUGGAAACGGUUUUAGCCAAAGAGAAAUAGACGGCCGAGACAUCACUUGGUACAUAGACAGUGUCUAG